ACCCGCCCAGGCCACGCCCACCGCGCCCAGGCCACGCCCUCCCGCCAUGGCCGCCGCCCUCCUCCUCCUCCUCCUGCUGCUGCCGCCGCCGCCUCUGCGCGCGAUGACGUCACCCCCGCCGGCCCCGCCCACCCCGCCGGCCCCGCCCUUCCGGAACCUCCGCGUGGACCCCGCCCUGCGCCGCCUGAGCUGGGAGCGGCCCCGCCCGGGCCCCCGGGCCGCGUGCGCGAAGGAUGGGCGGAGCCCGGUGUGGGCGGAGCCCGGGCGCCAGCACUGCGUGUUCCCGUCGCUCUCGCGCUGCCACGUGACCAACCUCACCGUCUUCGCCCCGGGCCGGGGCGGGGCCGCCUGGGUUCUCUUCCCCGCGAGCGACCCCAACCGCGCCGCCGCCGCCGCGGACCUGCGCUGCUGGCUGCACCGCGUGAGCCGCCUGAGCUGCCGCUGGGGGCGCGGCCCGGGCGCGCCGGACGACGUGCAGUACCGGAUGUUCUGGCGGGACGCGGCGCUGGGCAGCGACCGCGACCGCGAGUGCCGCGGCUACGACGUGACGGACGCGGGCGGCGCCCGGCUGGGCUGCACGGUGGACGCGGAGGAAGGGGCGGGGCCGGGGGCGGAAGGGGCGGGGCUUCCGGUCGUGGCGGCGGUGACGGUGACCGGGAGCAGCGCGCGCGGCGCCGUGAGCUGCAGCGACGCCGCCGUGGACCUGCAGGCGGCGGAGGUCCCGGCCCCGCCCUCGCUGCGCGCCGAGUGCAACGGCAGCGGCUCCGCCCUCGUGCGCUGGGCCGCGCGCAGCCGCUUCCACCGCCGCUUCCGCUUCGAGCUGGAGAUCCGCAAGGGUUCGCAGCCGCAGCCGGAGAUCGAGCGGACCUCCGAGAGCCACUUCCGCGUCCCCAUCCCCGGCUCCGCCUCCUUCCGGGUGAGGGCGAGGCCGGACGACCUCGCCGAGUUCAGCGCCUGGAGCGACGCCGCGCGGUUGGACUGCCCCGCCCCCGCGCGCCCCGCGACGCCGACGGCCGUGACCCUGGCGACGGCGGGGGCGGGGCUGGCGGCGAUGGCGGCGCUGCUGCUCCUCUGCCGCAGGUGA
This is a messenger RNA of Phodopus roborovskii (desert hamster), 1084 nucleotides long. Its product is annotated as interleukin-3 receptor subunit alpha. Bases 47 to 1084 code for a protein of 345 amino acids. Gene Ontology annotation, cellular component: membrane. The transcript has 8 exons. Lineage: Eukaryota; Metazoa; Chordata; Mammalia; Rodentia; Cricetidae. Gene Ontology annotation, molecular function: protein binding; cytokine receptor activity. The record is from RefSeq and is a predicted model, not a curated record.